UGCCUACCUACCUUUACGUAGUGGCUCUAAAAGACCUUCGCCGAGACCUUUCAUCCUGGCCUCGACCCGGUCACGGUGCCCGACAAGGCGACAGUCGUCUGACCCAUUUGCCGACCCAGCCAGCAUCUCGACGAGGCCGCCCAAUCCGCUCCUCCUGUCUCUCUACCUUGAUCUGGUCUAGUUGGUCUGAUCUGAUCCGAUCUCAUCUGGAACUUGUCAAACAGCUCGCACACGCAUCCACGCGGCAUUCGCACGCCUCCCACUCCUCGCAGACAUCGCAUCCAUGGGUUUCUAGGGAAAAUCCAGGCACAAGCGAGCACCAGAUUUGCCAGAUAGCUUCACGGCGCCCACCCCUAGCGCCCCCCCGCUCAAACGACCUUCGUUUGCGUCCGUUCUCCCACUUGAUCCGCGAGCAUUCAUGGUCACCAUGGGGACAUGUAUGAGCACCAACGGUGUGGAAACUGAACAGAGAAAAAGGAGCCAGAAGAUCGACAAAGAUCUAGAGGAAGAUUCCAAGCGGUUACGGCGAGAAUGCAAGAUCCUACUGCUCGGCUCUGGCGAGAGCGGAAAGUCGACCAUUGUGAAGCAGAUGAAGAUCAUUCACCUGAAAGGCUACUCGAAUGACGAACUCUACAACUAUCGGCCGACCGUUUUCAAGAAUCUGAUUGAGUGCGCCAAGGCCGUCAUAAACGCUAUGCGCCAGUUCGAUAUCGAGCCGGCUAUCGACGAACAUCAGAGCUACUGCGACUUCCUGCUCGAUUACACUGUCGAGUCGGGACCGCAAGCCCAAAUAGACCCCAAGGUCGGUGUGGCCGUCCAGGCGAUAUGGAAUGACCCCGCCAAGGAGCAGCUCAUGGAUAGGCAGACCGAAUUCUACCUCAUGGACUCUGCAGAAUACUUCUUCCAAGAGGCCGUAAGGAUUGUAGCUCCCGACUAUCUCCCCAAUGAGAUGGACGUUCUACGAGCCAGAACAAAGACGACUGGCAUCUACGAGACGAGAUUCAAGAUGGGCCAAUUAAGCAUCCACAUGUUUGACGUGGGCGGGCAAAGAAGUGAACGGAAGAAGUGGAUUCACUGCUUUGAAAACGUCACAUCCAUCAUCUUCUGUGUUGCGUUGAGCGAGUACGACCAGGUGUUGCUCGAAGAGAGUAGUCAGAACCGCAUGAUGGAGAGUUUACUGCUGUUUGACUCGGUAGUCAACUCUCGAUGGUUCAUGCGAACCAGUAUAAUCCUCUUCCUAAAUAAGGUGGAUAUCUUCAAGCAGAAACUGGGGCGAUCGCCGCUCGGGAACUAUUUCCCUGACUACUCUGGUGGGAACGACGUCAACAAGGCCGCCAAGUAUCUACUCUGGAGGUUUAAUCAGGUCAACAGGGCGCAUCUCAAUUUGUAUCCUCACUUGACGCAAGCUACCGACACCUCCAACAUCCGUCUUGUGUUUGCCGCGGUAAAGGAGACGAUCCUGAACAACGCUCUCAAGGACUCUGGUAUUCUUUAAGCCCCCUUUUGUAACACUCCACAUCACUCACCAUCUCUCUCGCCCGGUGCGGCCCCUCUUUCAUACUGUCUAGAACGAGGACUCGGGGUUGGUGGCUCUUUGCAUGACACGGCGUUGGAGGCACGACAUUUUUCAGUAAGGCGUUUCACACGGCCUAGUCUCCGGUUUUUUAAGGGGAAAGACAAUAUCCCAUGCACUUAU
Lasiosphaeria miniovina is the source of this 1696-nucleotide messenger RNA. RefSeq names its product guanine nucleotide-binding protein alpha-3 subunit. The transcript is spliced from 6 exons. Lineage: Eukaryota; Fungi; Ascomycota; Sordariomycetes; Sordariales; Lasiosphaeriaceae. Gene Ontology annotation, molecular function: GTP binding; G-protein beta/gamma-subunit complex binding; G protein-coupled receptor binding. Gene Ontology annotation, cellular component: heterotrimeric G-protein complex. Gene Ontology annotation, biological process: adenylate cyclase-activating G protein-coupled receptor signaling pathway. The record is from RefSeq and is a predicted model, not a curated record. The coding region runs from base 419 to 1495 and encodes 358 amino acids.